CCCCGGCUCGAGGGCUGCGGCUGGGAUGCCGCUGGGGAGGCCGGGCCCUGCCUGGGUGCGGCUCGUUACCCUCACGGCAGGAAUUAGCAGGACUUGGGCGCCAGCCCUGCUCCCUCCACCCUGCCGGCGCACCUUAAAUCCCAGCCUGACGCACCCGGGGCCCAGACCCGGCCACCCAGGGCACCAUGGCGCUGCGAGCCUGCCUCCUCCUCCUCCUCCUCGCGGCCCUGAUCCCCCUUUUGGCACAGUCUGGCCCGACCCCGCGUGCGCCUGGAAGAUCGGAGCCGGCGAUGGGGACGGCAUCCCGGCCGCUGUUUCCUGCAGAAAAGCCUGGGUACUGCUACCACAUCCCGGAGGUGGAGAACCUUCUGGACAAGGACUGCAGCUCCUGCCGCAAGGACACCUCGUGCUCCCACUGUGCUGGUGAUGCCGACUGCCCCGGUGCCACCAAGUGCUGCCCCAGCAAGUGCGGCUACACGUGCCAGGAGCCGGUGCUCGACUUCUGCUACCUGCCCUCCGUCUGCGGGAACUGCAAGGCACUCUUCAUCCGCUUCUUCUACAACGCGUCCAGCCAGCGGUGCGAGGAGUUCAUCUACGGCGGCUGUGGCGGCAACAGGAACAACUUUGAGACGAAGCGGGAAUGUUUCCAGGCCUGCUCCCACGCCGGUAACCAGCCGCACCGGCAGGGCCCCCCCCGGGCUGUGGGGCCGCUGCUGCCCCCCGGGGCGAUGCUCAGCCCGGCCCCGCUCCUGACCCGGCGCCUUUCAGCCCCAGGUGCCCGGUAGCACCUCCUCGCCUGCGCCCGGCCCCUGCCAGGCAGACGCUGCUGCCUGUGGGCACGGCCCCGUCCCCAUCCCCAUCCCCGUCCCCAUCCCCGCAGGGAGCUGUUUCCCGUGGGGCUGGUGGUGGCGGGUGCUGCUGCCCGUGGUGGCCGUGCUGGGGACCGUGGCUUGCCCAGGGACAUCUGCCUGCCCGAGGGCAGGGAUGUGGUGCCCACAGCAGCCUGGCUGUCCCCUCCUGUGCCAUGGCCAUCGUCGUCAUCAUCAUGUCCUGCCAGGACGAGCCCAGACCGUCCCCUGGGGCUGUGAAGCUGUCAAUACAAGGACAGGUCCUUUGAUGA
Messenger RNA from Cygnus olor (mute swan), 1120 nucleotides. RefSeq names its product serine peptidase inhibitor, Kunitz type 4 (gene SPINT4). The transcript has 3 exons. The coding region runs from base 186 to 785 and encodes 199 amino acids. Gene Ontology annotation, molecular function: serine-type endopeptidase inhibitor activity. Lineage: Eukaryota; Metazoa; Chordata; Aves; Anseriformes; Anatidae. Gene Ontology annotation, cellular component: extracellular region. The record is from RefSeq and is a predicted model, not a curated record. Gene Ontology annotation, biological process: negative regulation of peptidase activity.